Cyprinus carpio (common carp) is the source of this 885-nucleotide messenger RNA. RefSeq names its product transcriptional and immune response regulator-like. Gene Ontology annotation, cellular component: cytosol; nucleus. Gene Ontology annotation, biological process: endothelial cell activation involved in immune response; negative regulation of Notch signaling pathway. The record is from RefSeq and is a predicted model, not a curated record. Gene Ontology annotation, molecular function: Notch binding. Lineage: Eukaryota; Metazoa; Chordata; Actinopteri; Cypriniformes; Cyprinidae.
CAAUAAAAUCCUGCUUAGGGCACCCAUUUGGCGAGCAGCGGCCCUGCACUUACUUAUUAAUGAAUUCUUCGGUAAGUUCAUCUGUGCGUCAGAACAGUCCCCCACAGCGCGUCCUGCUGAGCGCAGCGGAUAAAGUCGGACGAAUGGGCGUUCACGAGCCGUCCGUAUGACAUCAUCUCUGAAGGGAAUUCUCGGUCAGUCCCCUAUAAAACCGGCUGUUCUCUCUAAUGCUGGAGUCACUGAGAGCACAACCGCUGCUAUAAAACACAGGACGUCUCGAAAACGGUCUACUUCAACCGCCAUGUCUUCAUACGCGUCUUCAGACUCUCGUCGCAUCAGGCCCGCCGUAAGCGGCGUCAAAUUCGACACGGCGCACCGCAAGAAAGCCUCGCCGAACAUCUUCGAGAACGUCAACCAGGACGUCCUGGUGAAACUCUUCGAGAAAGCCGGAGACCUGAAGGCGGUGGAGAGAGCCAGGAGCAUCCUCGCGCUGCACCAGGAUCCCGAGGGCAUCUCCAGAGCGCUCAUGGCUCUUCAGCAGGACAGGAUGGACAAAUGUAUGCUUAUUACCGGACUGACGCGCCAGUCGCUGAAGUUUCGAUGAGUGAAGUUUUCGUUGGGAAGCUGUGCAGAGAGUCAUGUUGGUGUGCUCUGAAAAUUCAGAGAGAGGAGGCUGAACUGAUCCAGCUCUUGAAAAGUUUUGCUUGAAGCCACCUGAGCAUUGAUGCUUCUUGACACCAUGGAGAACACUUGAAAUAUGGACUGAUGCCACGCGCGAAAUUUGCUUAUGAAGACGUUGGGUAUCUAUUGUCUGAAUUGCCAUGUUACAGUCAGCUAAAAAAAAAAAACAAUAAUAAUAAAAAAUAAAAAUAAUUGAUUAUCUCA